Molecule: messenger RNA, 1409 nt
Organism: Quercus lobata
Lineage: Eukaryota; Viridiplantae; Streptophyta; Magnoliopsida; Fagales; Fagaceae
Product: Methyltransferase family protein
Exons: 8
Coding region: 39-1022 (327 amino acids)
Source: RefSeq, a predicted model, not a curated record
GGUAGCUUUGUGAAAAACUGGGGGAGAAGUAGAACAAAAUGGAGGCAGCAGAGGCAGAGUACUUCUCCAAGGACUUCGAAUGGGAUGAACUCAGAGCAGAGGUCGAAAACGACCCAUCGUUUCGCUACCACUUGCUCCCUUUCGAAUCUUCAACAAUUCCCUCUUCACAAACAACAACAAGAGCAACAACAGCAGAAGAAGAAGAAGAUUCAACGGCAUGGAAGAGAUUCCAUAUCCGUCACUCCUCCGGCAAAUUCUUCAAGGAGAGACGGUAUUUACUAAAGGAGUUCCCAGAACUAGUUUCAUGUGGAGAAUCUUCUAAGGUUUUGGAGGUGGGAUGUGGCAAUGGCAGUACUGCUCUUCCAAUUUUACGUGGCAAUGAACACAUCAUUGUUUAUGCGUGCGAUUGUAGUAGUGAGAUUCUUGAGAGGGCUGAAGAGAUUAUAGAUGCCGCUACUGUAGUGCCUGUUAGACAUCGUUUCCGUACAUUCUGUUGUGAUUUCUCUGUCACUGGUCUUCCAAAGUGGUUGGCCUGCCAUACUUGCCGUGAAGUUUUCCUUCAAAAGCAGCAAAAUUGCCUGUCAGAUGUUAAAGAGAGUCAUGAAAGGCAUUAUAAUGAUUCAAAUUCAUUGAAAGAAAGUACCUCUUGCAUUGGCGGUAUGGAUUUUGUGACCUUGAUAUUUACACUAUCAGCCGUAACAUUCCAGAGGAUGCCAGCAUCCAUUAAGGAGUGCUUUUCUGUUUUAAAGCCAGGAGGCAUGCUCUUAUUUAGGGAUUACGGCCUCUAUGAUAUGACCAUGCUUCGAUUUGAGCCCAACCAAAGAGUAGGAUUCAUGGAGUACAUGCGAUCAGAUGGAACCCGUUCUUAUUUCUUCUCUUUAGAUACUGUCAGAGAUCUCUUUGUGGGUGCAGGCUUCAUUGAGCUUGAGCUUGAAUAUUGUUGUGUUAAAUCUGUGAAUCGCCGAAAUGAGAAGACCAUGCAGAGGGUGUGGGUUCAUGGGAAGUUUCAGAAGCCCAUGUGAAUUAUUUAUCAAGAUAUCUUUCUUUUUGAGCAAAGAUUACAUACUGUGUGUCAUCACAUGGCGAAGUGGAGAUGGAAUGGAGUUUGGAAAUGUGAUUUCAUUCCACAUUCUUGAAUGUGGAAUAUGUAAGGCGAUUAUUAUUAUUAUUUAUUUAUUUAUUUUUGGAAUUUGGGUGAAAGCCUUGGCCAUUAAUUUGUUUCAAAUUUCGGAUAAGUGCCUUAUUUUUGGGGCUGAGAUGAAUGGGUUCCCUUAUUGUAGCAACUCUCUCUCUCUCUCUCAAAGCUUAGACAAACCUUAGACACCCAAAGCUUGUACUUGGAACCUUUUGUAUGGUUGAUACUUAUGUGUCUUCAUUUCAUGUGUGGCUUGUAGAUGGUUGUUUUAAAU